AUGAAACCGCCGACCACUACCAUAGUUGCCCACGAAGAGCCGAUUAUCAUUCCUCCCAACGGUGUCUUUACCGACUGGGAAGCGGAGAUUGGUAUCGUCAUCGGCAAACGCGGGAAAUUCAUCUCGGCUGAUGAAGCCUACGAUUACGUCGCGGGAUACACUGCGGUCAAUGAUAUUUCCGAGCGCGAGCUAAAAGGCGAUGAAUGGUUUGAUUGGCUCAAUGGCAAGUGGUACGACACCUUUGCGCCAGUUGGUCCAUGUCUGACAACAACGGAUGAAAUCCCGGAUCCGAACAGUCUGCGUAUCGCCUGUCGCGUCAACGGCGAAACCAAGCAAGAUGCCAAUACGGGACACAUGAUCUUUAACUGCGCGGAAAUCGUGGAAUUUACCUCAACGCUGGUCACGCUUGAACCGGGCGAUAUUAUCUCAACAGGCACACCCGCAGGUGUUGGACACCCCGAUCAGAAACUAGUCGAUGGGGAUGUCGUCGAGGUCGAAAUUGAGAAGAUUGGUGUUUUGAGGAAUCCCGUUGUUCAGGGAUAA
This is a messenger RNA of Geodia barretti, 543 nucleotides long. Lineage: Eukaryota; Metazoa; Porifera; Demospongiae; Tetractinellida; Geodiidae. The record is from the annotation of a GenBank genome assembly.